AGCCCCGACUCCCCGGCUGAGGGUAUUCCGUCCUAGACAGUCUUUCCCGCCGCGGAGCUACCCCUAUCCGCAACCUGGGGACGCGCCACGUAGGGGUUCACCUCUCCUCCUAUUUGGACAGCAAAACAGGCCAUCUGGCGGUUGUUCUAUGAUUCAUGAAAGAGGUCUCUACACUGCUCUACACGUGUUCUGUAUACAAUUUCCCGCCAAAGGUAGAUACUGUUGCGGUAAUGGUUUUCGGUCAUUUGUACGGAUCUAUUUAUUAAUAUCUGCAAUGGAAGAUAAUAAGAAAACACACGGUUGGGACUAUGAAAAAAAUAAAUUACUAAUCAAAUUAGUAAAGCGUAAACCUGAGCUCUAUGACAUCAACAUUCCAGAAUAUGGGGACACCACUCUUAGAAACGACGGGUGGCAUGCUAUUGGCAUUGAAUUAAAUGAGAAUAGUGCAAACUGUAGUAAACGCUGGAGAAGCUUAAAGCAAAACUAUCGCAGAUAUGUCAACGGACAACAACCUGUAAGCACGAAAGGUGGAAGACGUAUCUGCGUUUAUGAAAAAUAUAUGUCUUUUAUGAAUAAAUUUAUUGUAAAUGGAAAAUAUGGAGCUGCAAAAAAGAAAAAAUCAAGAGGAAACAAAUCAAAAAGAAAUGAAAUCAUAAACACAGAUAUGGACAUUAAAUACUUUGAGGAUACCACUGGUAAUAAUAAUACGAAAGUAUUAAAAAAAAAAGAAAAUAUAAAGGUGGAUGAAAACAAAUGGUUUAAGGACUCAAGUGACAAUAACGAUUUAAGAGAAAGAAAAAAAAUAAAAGAAUUUAUGGAAGUGGAUGAAGAUGUAAAAUUUGUCAAGGAUAUCGGUAGUGAUCAUAAUAUAAUAGUACAAAAAAUACAAGAAAUAAUAGACACAGAUGGAGAUGUAAAAUCUGUUAAGGAUAUCCACAAUGAUAAUAGUGUAAGGGAAUCAAAAAGAGAAAAAAAUACAGAGGUAGUAGAAAAUGCUAAAUGUUUUAAGGAUAUUGGUAGUAAUAAUAGUACAAGAGUAUCAAAAAGAAACGAAAGUAUAAAUUUAAAUGAAAGUGCAUGGUUUCAGAUUUCCAAUUCUGAUAAUGAUUUAAGAGAAUCGAGAAGAAAAGAAAUUAUAAAAGUGGACGAAGAUGUAAAAUAUUUUAUAGAUAUUGGUAGUGGUCAUAAUAUAAUUGUACCAAAAAUAGAAAAAAUAGAGUCGGAUGAAGAUGUUAAACCUAGUAAGGAUAUCCACAAUGAUAAUAGUGUAAGAGAAUCGAAAAGAGAAAAAAGUACAGAGGUAGUUGGAAAUGCUGAAUGUUUUAAGAAUAUUGGUAGCAAUAAUAAUACGAGAAUGUCAACAAGAAAAGAAAGUAUAAACUCAAAUGAAAAUGCAUGGUUUCAGAUUUCCAAUUCUGAUAAUGAUUUAAGAGAAUCGAGAAGAAAAGAAAUUAUAAAAGUGGACGAAGAUGUAAAAUAUUUCAUAGAUAUUGGUAGUGGUCAUAAUAUAAUUGUACCGAAAAUAGAAAAAAUAGAGUUGGAUGAAGAUGUUAAACCUAGUAAGGAUAUCCACAAUGAUAAUAGUGUAAGAGAAUCGAAAAGAGAAAAAAGUACAGAGGUAGUUGGAAAUGCUGAAUAUUUUAAAGAUAUCAGUAGUAGUGUUAAUCCAAAUAAACCAAAAAGAAGAAAAACUAUGGAAGCGAAUGAAGAUGUUAAAUCUAUCAAUAUGGAAAAUGUUAAUAAUCUGCAAGAACUAAAAACAGAAGAAAUUAUGGAAAUAAAUGAUGACGUAAAGGAUUUCAGUAGCUUUAAUAACUUUAUAGAACUAGGAAGAAGAAGAUUUAUAGAGGCAAAUGAAAACAAUAAAUAUUUUAGAAAUAUUUGUAGUGAUAAUGAUGAAAGAAAACUAGAAAAAAAGGAAAUUAUGGAGUCAGAUGAAGAUAUUAAAUGUAUUAAAGAUAUCAGUAGUAGUAAAAAUGUAAUUGAGUCAGAAAAGAAAGCAAUGAUAGAAGAUUACAGUCCCUUAACUCAGCUAGUAAUGUGUAAGCGUAAAAGGAUAAUGCCUACAGAAAAUGCACCUACAAAAAGCACACCACAGAAUAUAACAAAAUUUUUAAAGCAGAAUAAGAAUGAAGAAAAUGCCACUCAUCCCAUCGAUACCUUUUUCUCACUAAUGGCACAAAGUGUUAAAACUUUUAACUCUGCAGACCAACAUUUUGUAAAGACUAAUAUCUUUUCAUUAAUAACCAAAUUAGAAGAGAGGUAUAUAUUGCAAAAUCAGCAGCUCCCUACUUACCAACAUUCUUCUUAGAAUGCACUUUAAGAUUGGCACUAAACCUACCACGACUGGUUAAAUGACUGUUUACAAACAUUUAUACACAGUUUUCAUAUACAAUAUAUGAAUUAUAUUCAAUUAUUUCAUGCAUUAUUCAAUUUAAUUCCACAUAAAAUAUUUUUGGAUUUAAUUGAAAAAAG
Molecule: messenger RNA, 2475 nt
Organism: Hylaeus anthracinus
Lineage: Eukaryota; Metazoa; Arthropoda; Insecta; Hymenoptera; Colletidae
Exons: 4
Coding region: 149-2311 (720 amino acids)
Biological process (GO): regulation of transcription by RNA polymerase II
Cellular component (GO): nucleus; transcription regulator complex
Source: RefSeq, a predicted model, not a curated record